AGAUGACAUUUUGUUGACAAAUGACAACACAAGCAAGCAAGUGGCUUCGCAUUUUGCUUCAUCAAAAUUUAAAGAAACAAGAAAGCGUUUCUUCUUUUUGAAAUGAGUUAGCGUUAUAACAAUAUCUAACCAUGAAGUUGAAAAAGUUAAAAACUGACACUGAAGCAACUGCUGAGGUUGUUCCUCCUCAAGCUGAAAUCAUCGAAGCGGACCUGUACAAACGUUCGUACUUUGGCCCUGACGUGCCGACACUUGAGCUUGAGUGUUGGGAAGAGGAGCUCUCGGAGGUGCAAUUGCAGGCUUACAAAAAUGCCGACGAUGAGUACAAGAGCAUACAAAACAAACUUGACGAAAUGGUCAAGGAGACGGGGGGCGAGAUUGUGUACAACGGCGACCAGUUCACUGCAUACCAGUUACUCGGAAAGCAACCAGUACUGAAAGACUUGGAGAGACAGAGUGCAGACAUUAUCAGAUCCAGAUCUCGCUCACUCUCCAUAUCCAAGGAGAGAUCAACAAGCAAAAGAGGACGACCUAGGAAAAUCCGGGAAGCAGAUAGAGAUUACUCUCCGUCCCCUGAAAGGGCUAAGUCACCGGAAUCACGGAGUCAUAAGAAGAAAAAGAAGGACAAAGAAAAACACAAGGAAAAAGAGAAGGACAAAGAAAAGGAAAAGGACACUAAAACUAAGGACAAGACUUUGGCACCUUCUAAUGUGCACAGUGUGGUCACAAAUGUGCGUCCAUCGGAAGCAACAGCAAUUGGGGGUCUACUGACUGGCAACACAGCUAAGACAACAGCCAUUGUUGAUCUCACCAAAGAGGAUGGCAACAAAAAUGUUGCAGAUUCUCGUGAAGUCUCAUUCAAUAAGCUUCAAGGCAAAACGUUCCCAUCGCUGGUGGUGGUGGCGCGGCCGUACCUCCGCUCGAAGGAAGCACCGCCGCCGUCGGACCGCUCGGCGCUGGACAGCAAGGUCAAGUCGGUGCUCAUGCACACGCCCAUGAAGUUCACGGAGUGGCUCAUACAGCAGGGGCUCGUGCGCUCCGAGCAGUGGUGCGCUAUACACGCCGGGAACAAACUCAAACUUGGCAUGUACUCGGACGUGACCAAGUUUCCAUACUCGGGCGGCUACGUGUGGAUAUCCGAGUGCUGCCCAACUCGCUUCGUGUCUGUCUUCUCGAGCUCCAUCUUCGAAGGCGCCACCUUCCCGCCGAGUGUGCUGCUCAAGCUGAUCUACCACUGGGCCUGCCAGACCAAUGUGCAGAACGUCGUGCAGUGGGUUAAGGUGGACAACCUCUACGUGAAAGGCUUAUUCACGUGGCUACGAGCGAUCUGCACAUCAGCCAUCCACCAACACAUGCAGUUACUGGGUGGCGCGGGAAAGAAGGUCGAAGUGGGCGUGAUCUCGUUAGGCACCACCAGCCACGACGGCACGCAGCGCCAGGUCAAGGUCGAAGUGCUGGGCGUGCUCGACCCCACUGAGAAGCUGAUUCGCCUCCGAGCCGUUGAACCUUUGGCCGAGCAUGAGAAAAACUACAAGAAGCGUUUCCAGAAGAUUCUCGAGCCUCUCACCGGCUGGGUGCAUCCGUCCUCCAUGAUCCUCACUGACCUGACCGUAGACAAAGGAACCCUUGUGUCUAUGGGCUUCAAGAGCGUCCACCAGUCGUCGUCACACUCUGAUAGUACGUCGCGAAGCGGCAGCAACAGUAAUGCCAACAUAAUGGAGUAUCUGCGACGGAUCGUGCCGAGAAUGUUCCAGAAUACGCUCUCGCUGUUAUCCCGCCAGAUUAUUCAGCAGUUCCUGGAUGAGCUCGUGUGGAGGGAGAAGUACGGUAUUUCCCCGGGGCAAGCUUUCGACAACAUUGUCCUCCACAUUUCGGAGCAAACCAAGGUGGAGGCAAAGGACGCGAUCACCGUCCGCCUAAACAAGAUAGCCGCCAAUCCGUUCAAAAUCUGGAAGUAUCCUAAGAAGAAGGACAAAGGCGACGAGCCCGAACCGGAGCCCGAGGCGCCGCGAGGCAAGCGCGGCCGCAAACGCCGCGAGCCCGAUCCGCCGCCGCCGCCCAAGAAGAAGCGACAGAAGACCACGUACAUCGACGAGGACGAAGAAGACGAGGAAAUACCGCUCGCGCUGCGUCGCACCAAAAUAAAGCAAGAGAAAGACAAGGACAAAGUGAAAGACGAGGGCACGACUCGCCGCCGUAAGCAGCCGAAGACAUACGUCGAUGACGACUUGGACGAUGUGCCUCUUAAGAGCAUCAAGAAAGAGGCGAAGCCAGAAGAGACCGUCACGGUGUCCAUGGAGAGAUACUACUUCGGACAGAUCGGGGGUGACGAACCGGUGCAAAAGGUGGCCAUUGCUGUGGAGUGUCCAUUCUGCAACAUGGAGUUCACCCACAACAUAGACUUCAUGCUGCACGUCUUCAAGCACGUAGUACCACCACCAUCGGGUGUCGACGACGCGCCACAGUGCGAGUUCUGUCUAGCUCGCUUCGCGGGAGACGAGGAGCUGGCCACCCAUCUCAAGAACAUGCACCCGGCUGAUACCAAGUCGCCUGAGCUGUACACUUACGCCUGUCUGAUCUGCGAGGUCCGUUUCGCAGCAGUACUGACUCUAGCCACGCACAUGCAGAAGACGCACGUGCCGCUCGAGCUGCCGUACGCGUGCGGCGCCUGCGCCUACCGCGCCUCGUCGCACCGCGCCGCAGCCGAGCACUUCCGCCGCCGACACCGUUCCACUAACAACGUGCAUUGCCCGCUGUGCCUCAAGGUGCUGACAAUUUACGAGGACGGUCACGAGCUGUCUUCCAACAUUCUGGUGUACAUCGACCAUCUCAAGACCCAUCAGGACAAGGACUUGGAGGUCCGCUGCAACCGAUGCGUGCUUAAGUUCGUGCAUCUCGGUCAGAUGAAAGAACAUCAAAUCCGUGAGCACAACACGGUGGAGAACGCAAACCCGUUGUGCUCUGAAGAACAUCUGAUUAUUCAACCCAAGAACAAGGCCCGACCACCAGUAAAGGACACCUCGAGCCACACUAUGAGCGACACGUUCGAGGAGCUGACACUAGUGCUGCCCAGCGGCAUGGUCUGCCGCGAGUGCGACACGCCGCUGGAGAGCGACAAGCACUUCCUGGGCACCACCAACUGUAGCAAGUGUCCGUUCUCGACGUCGUGCUACCGCGGCAUGCUGGCCCACAGCGCGUACUGCGCCGGCCCGCAUUCGCUGGAGGAUGCGCCGCGGCCCGCGCCCGCUAUGGCGCACUGCGUUUGCGGGUAUAGCACGCGGAUUGGCACGGACAUGCUCACCCACUUGCUGAUGUGCGAGCACAAAUCGGCGUACGCGUCCGAGCAGGAAGCUCGCGAGAACACGCUCGGCGCGAACGACGAACAACGCUCGGAACCGCCUGCGACCGCGGGUGCUGGAUCCGCGAGCAAUGAGACCGCGCCUGCGGCUGAAGCGGUGGCUGAGAACUCGGCGGAGAGCGUCCCGGCGAUCGCGGACUACGCACCACCCUCGGUGCUAAACACUCAACUGUCGCUCGAUGACCUCGCCCCGCCUUCGGUGUUGCAGUCGGACCAGCACGACCAAGAGCUUCUGAAGGACGCGUACGACCGUCCGCUGGCCACGCCGCGCCACGAGGAGCCUCACUACAGCCUCGGCGACUUCGAGCCGCUGCCGCAGGAGCCGCCGCCGCAGCCCGACUUCGAACAGCUCUAAUAACUAAGCCGCCAAAUGUAGCCACACGCAUAAACACUACUACUUGUUGCAUGGGUCUUGAGUACUAUUUUGUAACAAUAGACUAUUAUAACUCUUUUACAAUUAAACCACUGAACUGAUUUACAUGAAAUUUGGUAUAGAGAUGUUUGCAGCCCAGGAAAAAACAUGGGUAAAAUAAUCUUUUUUUCUAGUAGUAGAAAUAUCAAAAAAUAUUUGCAUCUUUCACUUAGCACUCAAGGUCUGUGCCUGACUUACUGUUAGUGUGCAGUGGACUUAUUCAUGGUGUAUACUUUGCUAUGCAUAUUAUGUUUUGUGUAAUUUUUCAAUGUAUGACAACUGAAGUUGACCAUCAAGAAUUAUAGUGUGUAAGCUAAGAUGCAAUAUCUAUUUUUAUGUAUUGGAACUAAUACUACCUGGCUAAAUUUGCAGCUAUAAAAGUGAUGUUACUUGGCUGAUUAAUAAUGUAAGUAAGUAAUAGGAAUUAUCUUCAUAUUUGGUAGCAGCCAAAAGCUGAUACACAUUUGCAAUUUGACCUAUGUUUCAUGUCAAUUCAUGUUUUCAGUUCUUCACUAUCCAUUGUCCAUCCAUCAGUGGAAAGUUUGUCCACCAGUAUUUCAUUUCCAUCUCCAAGUCUUAACAUAAGUUGCAAACUUAGCCACAAGGUGGCUGACAUGCCCUGUUUAUUCCACUAGGGUAGUAUUGAAAUGAAUUAUAAGAAUAGAUUUUAAAAUGGGGAUAUAUUUAGUUGUGUAACAGAU
Ostrinia furnacalis (Asian corn borer) is the source of this 4471-nucleotide messenger RNA. RefSeq names its product relative of woc (gene row). The record is from RefSeq and is a predicted model, not a curated record. NCBI's taxonomy places the organism in Eukaryota, Metazoa, Arthropoda, Insecta, Lepidoptera, Crambidae. The coding region runs from base 132 to 3713 and encodes 1193 amino acids. The transcript is spliced from 21 exons.